AUGAGAAACUCAAACGAUAUUGAGACAAAGGCUAGUGUGGCCCAUUCGGAGUUUGUAUCUAUUAGGCCUGCUCCGAUGGAAGCCCCUCAAGUCACUUGGUGGAAGCAUCGAGGCUUGCGCAAGCUUUACCCGAUGAUGCCUAUUCUGUUUCUUGGGUCCACGAUCAAUGGGUACGAUGGAUCCCUCUUGAAUGGGCUACAAACAAUGGCCCCCUGGCAAGACUACUUUAACAAUCCAAGUGGCUCUACGCUAGGGCUGUUCACGGCAAUUCAGAACAUUGGUGGCAUAUGUGCUUUGUUCUUUUCCUCAUAUAUCGCCGAUUUUUUUGGACGAAGAGCUGGUGUGACACUCGGCUUGCUGGUUUUGUUUGUUGGAACAAUCAUCCAAGUUGUCCCUUCCGUCAACUCCAACAUGUUUUUGGCAGGAAGAUUCCUUGUUGGUCUUGGAUCCAAUGUGAGCCAAGGAUCUGCUCCUCUACUUAUCACCGAGCUUGCCUAUCCUCAACACCGCGGAAAAUUGACAACCAUGUACAACACACUAUGGUAUCUUGGGUCAAUCAUUGCUGCGUGGACGGUGUUUGGAACUAUAAAAUAUACCUCAGAAGCUGCAUGGAGAAUUCCAGUUGGUAUGCAGGCAGCCAUGCCACUCGUACAGUUCAUUGGUAUCUGGUUUCUCCCAGAGAGUCCUCGCUGGCUCUGUGCCAAGGAUCGUCCGGACGAAGCUCUGGAUGUCUUGAUCAAGUACCAUGGGGCUGGCAAUAGAGACGAUGCCUUCUGUGCAUUCGAGUUUCACGAAAUCCAACAGACAAUCAUGAUGGAAAAGCACAACUCCAAUUAUGGAUGGCAAGUGUUGUUUCAGACUCCAGGCAACCGAAGGCGACUUUUGCUUAUCGCGUUGGUGUCUUUCUUCUCGCAGUGCUCAGGCAAUGGGUUGGUGUCGUAUUACCUUCAUGACAUCCUGGAAUCGGUCGGUAUAACAUCUUCCUAUGAUCAAUCUAUGAUCAACGGAGCCUUGCAGAUCUGGUCUCUGUUGGUUGCCGUCGGCUUCUCCUCUUUUCUUGUCGAUACUCUUGGUCGGCGGCCGCUGUUUAUGAUUGCUGGAGUUGGCAUGUUAACCAGUUUUGCUAUAUGGACUGGCUGCUCUGCGGUAUACGCUCAGACAGAGAAUUCUAGCGCUGGUUCUGCAGUCAUUGCCAUGAUCUUCCUCUUUUAUGGAGUUGCAGGAUUUGCCUGGCCCGGACUGACCGUGGCGUAUCCGGCUGAGAUCCUUCCUUUCCACAUUCGAGCCAAAGGCCUCGCUGUCGGAAUGGCAUUGACUGCUGCAUCAUCUGUAUUCAACCAAUAUGUCAAUCCCGUUGGUUUGGAGGCUCUACAAUGGCGAUUCUAUUUUGUCUAUAUCGCUAUUCUCAUUGUUGAAUGUUUCUGUAUAUGGUUUCUUUUUGUGGAAACCAAAGGCCCAACACUCGAAGAAAUCGCUUCAUUGUUCGACGGUGAUGAUGCAGAUGUUGCAAGCAAUGGACGUGACACCAAAGCACAAACCUCGGAAAAGUAG
Messenger RNA from Penicillium soppii, 1551 nucleotides. RefSeq lists its product as uncharacterized. NCBI's taxonomy places the organism in Eukaryota, Fungi, Ascomycota, Eurotiomycetes, Eurotiales, Aspergillaceae. Gene Ontology annotation, molecular function: carbohydrate:proton symporter activity. Gene Ontology annotation, biological process: transmembrane transport; carbohydrate transport. Bases 1 to 1551 code for a protein of 516 amino acids. The transcript has 6 exons. The record is from RefSeq and is a predicted model, not a curated record. Gene Ontology annotation, cellular component: membrane.